Myotis davidii is the source of this 3922-nucleotide messenger RNA. It is a transcript of the gene ATP2B3, whose product is annotated as ATPase, Ca++ transporting, plasma membrane 3. Gene Ontology annotation, molecular function: ATP hydrolysis activity; ATP binding; P-type calcium transporter activity. NCBI's taxonomy places the organism in Eukaryota, Metazoa, Chordata, Mammalia, Chiroptera, Vespertilionidae. The record is from RefSeq and is a predicted model, not a curated record. Bases 144 to 3800 code for a protein of 1218 amino acids. Gene Ontology annotation, biological process: calcium ion transmembrane transport; regulation of cytosolic calcium ion concentration. The transcript has 21 exons. Gene Ontology annotation, cellular component: membrane; intracellular membrane-bounded organelle.
UCUAUACUUGGCCACUUCCCUGCCGCCGCCACUUCCACUACACCCUUCCCCGGGCAUUGGGACCUCAGGUGGCCACCUAGCCCGCACUGAGGCUGCACCUGUGAGAAGGCCCUACACCCUCUCCUCCCAGUGCAACAGGCAGGAUGGGCGACAUGGCCAACAGUUCCAUCGAGUUCCACCCCAAGCCCCAGCAGCAGCGGGAGGCCCCCCAUGCCGGCGGCUUCGGGUGCACGCUGGCUGAACUGCGCUCCCUCAUGGAGCUCCGAGGGGCUGAGGCGCUGCAGAAGGUCCAAGAAGCCUACGGGGACGUCAGCGGGCUGUGCAGGAGGCUGAAGACCUCGCCCACAGAGGGCCUGGCCGACAACGCCAAUGACUUGGAGAAGCGCAGGCAGAUCUAUGGCCAGAACUUCAUCCCUCCCAAGCAGCCCAAGACCUUCCUGCAGCUGGUGUGGGAGGCCCUGCAGGAUGUCACCCUCAUCAUCCUGGAGGUGGCUGCCAUCGUGUCUCUGGGCCUCUCGUUCUACGCACCGCCGGGAGAGGAGAGCGAAGCGUGCGGGAACGUGUCAGCUGGGGCAGAAGAUGAAGGGGAGGCCGAGGCUGGCUGGAUCGAGGGGGCAGCUAUCUUGCUGUCUGUCAUCUGCGUGGUGCUGGUCACGGCCUUCAACGACUGGAGCAAGGAGAAGCAGUUCCGAGGCCUGCAGAGCCGUAUCGAGCAGGAACAGAAGUUCACGGUCAUCCGGAACGGGCAGCUCCUCCAGGUCCCCGUGGCCGCGCUGGUGGUGGGGGACAUCGCCCAGGUCAAGUAUGGAGACCUGCUGCCUGCCGACGGCGUGCUCAUCCAAGGCAAUGACCUCAAAAUCGACGAGAGCUCCCUGACCGGAGAGUCCGACCACGUGCGCAAGUCAGCCGACAAAGACCCCAUGCUGCUGUCAGGCACUCAUGUCAUGGAAGGUUCUGGAAGAAUGGUGGUGACAGCUGUGGGUGUGAACUCCCAGACAGGCAUCAUCUUUACCUUGCUUGGAGCUGGCGGAGAGGAGGAGGAGAAGAAGGACAAGAAAGGCAAGCAGCAGGAUGGGGCGAUGGAGAGUAGCCAGACCAAAGCCAAGAAGCAGGAUGGGGCAGUUGCCAUGGAAAUGCAGCCGCUGAAGAGCGCGGAGGGCGGGGAGAUGGAGGAGCGGGAGAAGAAGAAAGCCAGCGUGCCCAAGAAGGAGAAGUCGGUCCUGCAGGGCAAGCUCACCAAACUGGCCGUGCAGAUCGGGAAAGCAGGGCUGGUGAUGUCCGCCAUCACCGUCAUCAUCCUGGUCCUCUACUUCGUGAUUGAGAACUUCGUGUUGGAAGGCCGAGUGUGGAUGGCAGAGUGCACGCCGGUCUAUGUGCAGUACUUCGUCAAGUUCUUCAUCAUCGGCGUCACUGUGCUGGUUGUGGCUGUCCCAGAGGGCCUGCCUCUUGCUGUCACCAUCUCCUUAGCUUACUCUGUCAAGAAAAUGAUGAAGGACAACAACCUGGUCCGACACCUGGACGCCUGUGAGACGAUGGGCAACGCCACAGCCAUCUGCUCAGACAAGACGGGCACACUCACCACCAACCGUAUGACCGUGGUCCAGUCCUACCUCGGGGACACCCACUACAAAGAGAUUCCGGCCCCCACCGCCCUGACCCCCAAGAUCCUCGACCUCCUGGUCCACGCCAUCUCCAUCAACAGUGCCUACACCACCAAAAUACUACCUCCAGAGAAGGAAGGUGCCCUCCCGCGCCAAGUGGGCAACAAGACAGAAUGCGCUCUGCUGGGCUUCGUCCUGGACCUGAAGCGGGACGUCCAGCCUGUGCGGGAACAGAUUCCGGAAGACAAGCUUUACAAAGUGUACACCUUCAAGUGCACCAACAUCUUAAACAGCAACGGGGAGCUGCGCGCCUUCCGCCCCAGGGACCGGGACGACAUGGUGAAGAAGAUCAUUGAGCCGAUGGCUUGUGAUGGCCUCCGCACCAUCUGCAUCGCCUACCGGGACUUCUCUGCCUCCCAGGAGCCGGACUGGGAAAAUGAGAACGAAGUUGUGGGCGACCUCACCUGCAUAGCCAUUGUGGGCAUCGAGGACCCCGUGCGGCCUGAGGUCCCUGAAGCUAUCCGCAAAUGCCAGCGUGCUGGCAUCACAGUCCGCAUGGUGACUGGGGACAACAUCAACACAGCCCGGGCCAUUGCAGCCAAGUGCGGCAUCAUCCAGCCCGGGGAGGACUUCCUGUGCCUGGAGGGGAAGGAGUUCAACCGGAGGAUCCGCAAUGAGAAAGGCGAGAUCGAACAAGAGCGUCUGGACAAGGUGUGGCCCAAACUGAGGGUCCUCGCCCGAUCGUCUCCCACAGACAAGCACACUCUGGUCAAAGGGAUCAUUGACAGCACCACCGGUGAGCAGCGGCAGGUGGUGGCCGUGACUGGGGAUGGCACCAAUGAUGGGCCAGCGCUCAAGAAGGCAGACGUGGGCUUCGCCAUGGGCAUCGCAGGGACUGACGUGGCCAAGGAGGCCUCAGACAUCAUCCUGACUGAUGACAACUUCACCAGCAUCGUCAAGGCGGUCAUGUGGGGCCGCAAUGUCUACGACAGCAUCUCCAAGUUCCUGCAAUUCCAGUUGACGGUCAACGUGGUGGCUGUGAUUGUGGCCUUCACGGGCGCCUGCAUUACUCAGGACUCUCCUCUCAAAGCCGUGCAGAUGUUGUGGGUGAACUUGAUUAUGGACACAUUUGCCUCUCUGGCCCUGGCGACAGAGCCGCCCACCGAGUCGCUGUUGCUGCGGAAGCCAUAUGGCCGGGACAAGCCCCUGAUCUCCCGAACCAUGAUGAAGAACAUUCUGGGCCAUGCGGUCUACCAGCUCACCAUCAUCUUCACGCUGCUGUUUGUGGGGGAGCUUUUCUUCGACAUCGACAGCGGGAGGAACGCACCCCUGCACUCGCCGCCCUCGGAGCACUACACCAUCAUCUUUAACACCUUCGUCAUGAUGCAGCUCUUCAACGAGAUCAAUGCCCGCAAGAUCCAUGGCGAGCGCAACGUCUUCCAUGGCAUCUUUGGCAAUCCCAUCUUCUGCACCAUCGUCCUGGGCACCUUCGCCAUUCAGAUUGUCAUCGUCCAGUUUGGUGGAAAGCCCUUCAGCUGCUCCCCGCUGUCCACGGAGCAGUGGCUCUGGUGCCUGUUUGUUGGUAUUGGGGAGCUGGUCUGGGGGCAGGUCAUCGCCACGAUUCCCACCAGCCAGCUCAAGUGCCUGAAGGAGGCGGGGCACGGGCCUGGGAAGGACGAGAUGACUGAUGAGGAGCUGGCCGAGGGGGAGGAAGAAAUUGACCACGCUGAGCGGGAGCUCCGCAGAGGCCAGAUCCUCUGGUUCCGGGGCCUCAACCGGAUCCAGACGCAGAUGGAGGUAGUGAGUACCUUCAAGAGAAGCGGUUCAUUUCAGGGUGCCGUGCGCCGGCGGUCUUCGGUCCUCAGCCAGCUCCAUGACAUCCGAGUGGUGAAAGCAUUCCGUAGCUCGCUUUACGAAGGCCUGGAGAAACCGGAAUCCAAGACUUCCAUCCAUAACUUCAUGGCAACGCCCGAAUUCCUGAUCAAUGACUACACCCACAACAUCCCGCUCAUAGAUGACACGGACGUGGAUGAGAACGAGGAGCGCCUGCGGGCCCCCCCACCCCCCUCCCCCAACCAGAACAACAACGCCAUAGACAGCGGCAUCUACCUGACCACGCAUGGCACCAAGUCAGCUACCUCGUCAGUGUUUUCUUCCAGACCCGGGAGCCCGCUCCACAGCGUGGAGACGUCCCUCUAAGCAUAACUGCUGUCCGCACGCGCACCCCCCGCACACACGGGCACCCAGGCGGGACACACAGGCCUGCAGGAGGGCACAGCCAUGGCGGCUGGACACGUUGCUCACUCACACAGCACUUGCAA